Bactrocera latifrons is the source of this 1888-nucleotide messenger RNA. RefSeq lists its product as uncharacterized. The coding region runs from base 50 to 1783 and encodes 577 amino acids. The transcript is spliced from 5 exons. The record is from RefSeq and is a predicted model, not a curated record. Lineage: Eukaryota; Metazoa; Arthropoda; Insecta; Diptera; Tephritidae.
UGAACAAAAUACGAGAAAUUUUAGUUUACAUUCCAUAUAAAUAUAUAAAAUGGCUCCCAAAAAAACUGAUUUUGAUUUAACUGAUAGAGGCUGGGUUGAUUUAUAUGUUAAAAAAUGUGAAAACAUAAUGAAAGAGUUUACCGACUAUGUUUAUGCUUUACAAAAUCACUGUUUGAAAGAACGCGGUAAGAUUGAAGAACUUGAUAAAAACUGUAAGAAGCUACAAAAAAAAUUAGUUGACGAGAAACAAAUGCAACAAGCAAAAUAUGAAAAGAGACCUACAUUAUAUACACCUCUGGAUCGGAGUCCUAUAAAUACUGAUAUAUUGGGUAUUACCACAAUGACCACUCCUACCAAAGGUGAGGCAGAUCGAACCACAAUAAGCGACGGUUCUCCCGCAUUUCUGAACAUGGCUAUGGAUAGCGAACAAUUAAAUAUGGAAUCUUGCGUUUUAAGUCCCGCACAACAUCUUCAGGAAAUAUUACCGGCAUCCGAGCAGUUAGGCAGUCCGAAUCGUUUUUCAAUUGGAAUUGACAGUGUUUUACAGCACAACACAUCGCCGACGUGCAAACCAAGAAACAACAAUGAAAAUCAAAGUGCAUUAGGUUUUUUAAAAGCGCGUGGUCGUGUUGGUAAAACUUUGUAUAACGAACCUUAUGAGCAUAAACUACGAGAACAAAAUCCAGCAGCGAAUGGAAAUGAUAACAAACUGUUGAAAUCAGAAGCUAAUUUGCAUUCAAAACAAUCGGAUUGGUUUGAAAAGGAGAAAAAAAGUGAGGAGCGAAAAGCGGGUUUAAAAAGAAGCGCUAGUAAUAUGGAAGAGGUAUUGCGAAAACGUAGUCUGAUGUCAUUGAAUAAGAGUGGCGAAAGAAAAUUAAAACAAUCACGGUUAACACAAAUGGUUUCUAUGAAAACAAAUAAAGUACAAAAUGCCAUUUCUCCAGAAGAUGUGGGUGAUGCACAAAAAUUUGCAUUUUCACCAACUUCAUCUCUUGCUUCGACCAACACAACGCAAAAAAAGCUAGCUUUUCAAACAUUUUCCAAUGAUACUGACGAUAUUUUCCAAUUUAGCAGCGAAGAUGACGAUGAGCAACAUGUUAAAAAAUCAAACGAUAACAGUGUAAUAAAACAAAAUGUAAAGAAAAGUAAUGACACAACAGUUUUUCAACCAUUACCGAAAGAAACAGAUAAAUCUGAUAGUAUUUUGGCUAUAACUCCAACAGCACCACCGUUAAUUUGUUUAGAUGACUCGGAUGAUAACGAAGAUGGAACAGAAACUAGGUCGAACUUUGGAAAGAAGAUGAAGACUCAACAAGCAGGGGAAAGUCAUUUAAAAAAGUCAAUUGCCAUUGUUAAAAAAGAAAGAACAGGUAGUGAAAAUCUAGCCACCGAGUUGGCGGCGGCGAUGUUAGCCGAAUGGGAAGAGGAGCCCGAACAUCACACUGUAAAAUCAGAAACGAAACCAAAAGCUAAAGCAGUAGAUAUGAAACCACGUCUUUCGCAACUACCUGAAGCGAAUUUUUCAAUCAAAGAACGUUUCAAUGUCGAUUGCGAUGAAUGUCAAAAAUAUAUCGACUUUAUGGGAAGCAAUAUGAGUUUGUCGGAAAUUGAGACGCACCUGCGUCGUUGUACCCGUCACCGCACUGCGAAAGAUGACAUACCAACUACGCCGCCAAAUUACUGGAAUCCUUUGAUGCCAUCGUUUUCCGAAAAUGAUCCACGUAACAAAACCCUGUUAGAAGAUCCGUUUAUACAACGAAAGCGCGGUAGCAAUAAAUCGUAGAAAUUUAAGGCGCUUAGGGCAUGAUAUGUAUUUCAAAUUCUAUAAGUUGCCACGUUUUGCUUGUUCGAUUUCGAUAGCUGUGAAGAGUGACUUAAAGUUGCCGGC